This is a messenger RNA of Paramormyrops kingsleyae, 2355 nucleotides long. NCBI's taxonomy places the organism in Eukaryota, Metazoa, Chordata, Actinopteri, Osteoglossiformes, Mormyridae. The record is from RefSeq and is a predicted model, not a curated record.
AUUGUGUGAUGAAGUGAAAGGAAUUGAGUUUUAACCUAUGUUCGUUUGUUAGUUCAGCCAAUAUAUAAAACAUGCAGCAAGCUGCAACAGGAGACUGUAACCAUGGAAAUAAUCCUCAAAACUCUAACAUUUUCAGAUAUACAUUUGAACGCUGAUUCUAUGUCUCUCUGUCUGUCUUCCAAACCGUUUUCCAACCAAAACGUUUUCUUUCAAAAAGCAGGUUUUACUUGAAGUAAUUUUGGGACCUACCAUGUUCCAGAUUAAAUGUGAGACAAAUGGAGCUUGUGAAGGAGGGUGUGCCCCGUGCCCCCGCCCUUCCGAAAUGCCCCCUGUGGCACCGGCAUCCAUGCCCUCACAUACACUAGCAUUUAAACAACCUCUUUUAUUCUUUGUCUGUCCUUCCUGUUUUCGUUUUUUUUUCUUGUAACAAUGGUAGUUGAGUGUUUGACUCCUUAGAGCCCCUGUAGGUGAAUCCCUGCUUUACUCCCCAGGACAGGAUAGGUAAGAGAGCAUCUGGGACGCCACUAGGCAGGAGGAGUCAGUCAUUGUGUGCUGGUUUGUCCAACUGGGUGGAGUCGUGUCUGUAGUGAACGGGAAGGGGCAGCUAGCCUCAGAGCUUUGUAAACAAUGAAUGAUUAAUUUGGGUUCCUUACUUGGCAAAAUCGCUCGUUAUUUUACCAAACCUGUUUUACACUUGUUUGAACAAAACUAAUUACUUUCAGGUGUAUGUUUAGGGACUGUGUGCACCUGUUUGCUGGGCAGUACGCAUUGGUGUGUGUGUGUGCGUAUGAGUGUGUGUGUGUAUAAGCUUUGGAACAUCUAAGGAUCACACCCCCAUGAGAGCCCGGCUCUAUGGGCUGGUCCUCAGCGGAGUACGACUGUAUAAGACUCUCCCCCUGCCUGGAUUUGCCAGACGACACAGCCACUCACAUCAUCCCCCAGCAGAAACCAACAGGACCACGAGACAUUCAGACAUGAACUUAGUCAGGGGUGCCGCCCGGGAGGCCAAGGUGGACAAGCUCACCGAUGGAUUCUCCAAGGUCAAGGAAGGCGUCGUGGAUGCUGCAGAGAAGACCAAGGCGGGAGUGGAGGAGGCGGGCUCCAAGAUCAAAGAGGGGGUCCUCUAUGUAGGUACGAAGACAAAGGAAGGAGUGGUAUCAAGUGUAAAUUCAUUGACUAACUGGGCCACGGAGCAAGCUGGCAUAGUGGGAGACACGGUGGCUGCAGGAGCCGAUGACGUGUCCCAGAAAACAAUGGCGGAAGUAGAGAACAUGGUGGCAUCGACUGGCCUGGUUAACCCGAGUGACUUUUCUCAAGGAGGGGGUGCCAUGGAGCAGGGGGGUGAGAAGGGUAACGUUUCCCAAGAAGAGGGCGCCAUAGAGCAGAGGGGUGACGAGGGUGACUUUACUCAAGGAGAGGGCGCUGUAGAGCAGGGGGGUGAUGAGGGUGGAGAGGGCGCCGUAGAGCAGGGGGGUGAUGAGGGUGACAUUUCUCAAGGAGACGCCGUCGCAGAGCCGGGGAGCGAUGAGUGAUACUAAUCCUAUGACUGAGGACAAGCUACACCAGCCCCGUCUCUCAGCACCACUGUCCACCACUGAGACACAAACUCUUACCAACAUUUUUUUGUGACCGAGAAUCAGAGAGACCCUCCCAGCCCCGUAGAUCCUUAACCCUGCCCACUCCUUCAUCCAGUGUUAGUAUCUCACGCACCGUGUUGUCGUUGCUCACACACUUUGACCCUGUCGCCUUGCAGUGGUCUCCUCACACGUACGCACGCACACACAAACACAGACAAGUACCUCACAGUCCAUCUCCUGUCCUCAGACUGAGGGUCUAAAUGCUACAUUCCAGUCCGCAGUAGAGAGAACUGGCCGGUUCCUGUGCAUCCAGUGCGGCCCCUUCUAUUCUUCAUCUUGGACGUGUACCGUUGUGCUGGACUUACUGCUUAUUAGCAUUAGCGUGACAUUCCUUGUGCAUUUCUGCAUAUAAUUCAUACUCAUUAGCCUCACAUAAGGUUAGUAGGAUGAGGCCCACCUGUCUGGAUUGCUUCUUUGGAACCAAAAGAAAACAAAGAGAAUGAUGUAACAUCACAUGCAUGGUGUCGGGAGUAAGACUUACGUACCAGUUGGGGGGUUCAUUACGCCUCGGCAGUUCGAUCCUUCAUAGUAGUUCUAUGUACCGUCAUAAGGGCGCACAGACACACGCAUGCAGCACCCCACGCCCAUGGAGAACACGCUAAACCUCACGCACAGCAACACGCCCACACUCACAAACCCACCGUGUGUACAUCGGCAUCCAAGCUGAUUUUAUAAACAAUACCAGUUAAUUAAAGAUGAUUUUUCUUGAAAUCCAGAA